Molecule: messenger RNA, 1103 nt
Organism: Babjeviella inositovora NRRL Y-12698
Lineage: Eukaryota; Fungi; Ascomycota; Pichiomycetes; Serinales
Gene: ERG20
Product: bifunctional (2E,6E)-farnesyl diphosphate synthase/dimethylallyltranstransferase
Exons: 1
Coding region: 1-1056 (351 amino acids)
Biological process (GO): trans, trans-farnesyl diphosphate biosynthetic process
Cellular component (GO): cytoplasm
Molecular function (GO): dimethylallyltranstransferase activity; (2E,6E)-farnesyl diphosphate synthase activity
Source: RefSeq, a predicted model, not a curated record
AUGGAUAAGGCAGCUGCAAGACAAAAGUUUUUGGACGAAUUUCCUGCCCUUGUGGCGGAGUUGGAGCAAAUCUUGAAAGGCUACGGGCUUUCUGAGGAGGCUAUCAAGUGGUACCGUGAUUCGCUCAAUUACAACACCCCUGGUGGUAAGUUGAACCGUGGGUUAUCUGUUGUGGACACGUAUGUGAUUCUUAAGGGUUACGGGUCAAUUGUGGAGGUUCCUGAUGUCGAAUACUCGAAGUUGGCGUUAUUGGGUUGGUGCAUCGAGCUUUUGCAAGCGUAUUUCUUGGUUGCUGAUGACAUGAUGGACAAGUCGAUCACCAGAAGAGGCCAGCCGUGCUGGUAUAAACAACCGCACGUGGGUGAGAUUGCAAUUAAUGAUGCUUUCAUGUUGGAGGGUGCCAUUUACGUGCUUCUCAAGAAGCACUUCAAACAGGAUGCCUACUACGUGGACCUCUUGGAAUUGUUCCACGAUGUAACCUUCCAGACGGAGGUUGGUCAGUUGUUGGACUUGAUCACUGCGCCGGAAGACCAUGUUGACCUUUCCAACUUUUCCUUGGAAAAGCAUUCGUUUAUUGUCAUCUUCAAGACGGCUUUCUACUCCUUCUACCUCCCGGUGGCCCUCGCGAUGCACGUCGCCGGUGUCUCCUCCGAGCAGGACUUGAAGCAGGCGCAUGACGUUUUAAUCCCAUUGGGCGAGUACUUCCAGAUUCAGGACGACUUCUUAGACUGCUUUGGUAAGCCAGAGGACAUUGGCAAGAUCGGUACUGAUAUCAAGGACAAUAAGUGUUCCUGGGUCGUCAACACCGCGUUGAAACUCGCCACCCCGGAACAGCGCCACAUUUUGGACACCAACUACGGGAUCAAGAACGACAAGACCGAGGCCGUAUGCAAACAGCUCUUCAGAGAUAUGAAGAUCGACGAGUUCUACCACCAGUACGAGGAGAAGACCGUAACAAAGUUGAGAGAGCAGAUUGCUAAUGUCGAUGAAAGCAGAGGCUUCAAGGGUGCUGUCUUGACCGUCUUCUUGGACAAGGUCUAUAAGCGUACUAAGUAAGCGCAAGCGUAUAGAAAAAUUCUAAUACAUGAAAAUCCGAUUGCUGU